Balearica regulorum gibbericeps (East African grey crowned-crane) is the source of this 2943-nucleotide messenger RNA. Lineage: Eukaryota; Metazoa; Chordata; Aves; Gruiformes; Gruidae. The record is from RefSeq and is a predicted model, not a curated record.
AUCUUUGGAAUAUCUUUUCAUGCAUUACCGCAAUCAUUUGUGCCAGAAUAUGGUUAUGUUCCGAGCUUUCUUGUUGAUACUUGUGAAUAUUUGGAAGAACAUGUUCAUACUGAGGGACUCUUCAGAAAGUCUGGAUCUCUUGUUCGUUUAAAAGCUUUAAAGAGUAAACUGGAUCAAGGUGAAAAUUGCCUAUCGACUGCACUGCCAUGUGAUGUUGCCGGGCUUCUUAAACAGUUCUUCAGAGAGCUGCCAGAACCCAUCCUUCCACCUCACCUGCAGGAAGGCCUUUUCAAAGCUCAGCAGCUAGGAAAUGAGAAGAAAACUGCAACUGUGUUGCUGUCUUGUUUGAUGGCCGACAGAACAAUUGAAGCUUUGAGAUACUUUUUCAAUUUUCUGAGAACUGUGUCCCUAAGAUCCAAUGAAAACAGAAUGGAUAGCAGUAAUCUGGCAGUGAUUUUUGCUCCCAACCUCUUGCACUCGAAUGAAAAUGAAAAGAUGUCAGCCAGUACAGAAAAAAAAAUUCGCUUGCAAGCCGCUGUUGUGCAAACAUUUAUUGACCAUGCAGCAGAAAUCGGGCAGGUACCAGAAUUUAUCUUGGAAAAGAUUCCUGCAAUGUUAGGUGUUGAUGCCUUUCAAUCUACUCCCUCACUGUGGGGCUAUGAAGACAGUGAAAAUGAAUCUCCCAGUGAAUGUAAGAAGAGGAGGCAUCGAAGUGUUGGAGAUAUGGUUAGUGGAGCACUGAAUAAAUUUAAAUCUAACAGAACACCCUCCACUACACCUCAACAAGAUAGAAGCGUCCUUUCAUCAGUGACUCCGGUGGUUCUUACUCCAAGUAUCAAGCGUAAACUUCCAACUGAUUGCUCUCAGGGCUUGUCCAGCAAGAAGAGACGAUCUUUUAAGCAUAAUUUUGCUUUUGAGUUGUUACCAAGUAGCAUUUUCAUCAGUGGCUCAACGCCAGCAUCAGUCCAGUUUGAAGCAAGCCCUUGCGUUUCUCUUGAGUCAUCACAAACCUCACUGUCUCCUUCAACUGGUGCUGAAAAUCAUCUGUCUAGUACAGGGAACAGAAGAAGUAAAAGACACGCAAGCAAAAAAUUAUACAGGGCUGAAUCAGGAAAGACAGGUUGUUUUUCACCGAAGAUUAGCCGAAAAGAAAUGGUUCGUAGGUCGUUACGUUUGAAGUUUGGUUUGGGGAAAAGCAACAGAGAAAUGAAUAUUGUAUCGGGAUGUGCGGUUGGUAAUAGAUCUGAAAAUAUUGGAAGGCGUCUUGCAAGUCAGCAAGGUUUGGAAAGCAGAACUGAAUGUGCAAAGAGAGAUGUGCUCUUCAGCCCAUGUGUCAAUGAAAAAUUCCCUAAGAAAGGUUCAAAGAACGUGAGCAAGUCAGAAGAAAACUUGCUAACUCCAAAAUAUCACGAUAAAGUACUUCACCGAAUGUCAUGGAAUAGUCCAACUGUUAAAGAUUCUCAGGCGAUCUUUUUUUAUGAGGGAAUUCUGCCAGGAUGCCCUGAAGUGGGAAUAGGUUCUUCAGAACCUGUUUUGAUAUUCGGGAAACCACCAGUUGUUCCAGAUGAAUUCAAAUCCACAACUGUAAGCAAACAAGACAACAGCUUAGAACUCUUGCUUUGUGAAGAGGAAAGUAAUUCAACUGCAGAAACAUUACUGAAAGUUAAGCAAGCCUUUUCUGCAUCUGGAAGCAAUCUUCACAAUGUGAUAGGUGAUACAAAAUCUUCCUUCUCAGAUGCAGCAGGUGAAACAUUAACUGAAACUCUGUGUCUUACAGGGCUCAGUCCAGAGAAAGAAUGGUUAGCUGAAGAAGUUUCUGAAAGUUUAGCAGAUACAAAAUCCAGAGAGCUGUUGCACCAAUUUAAUCAAUCUUAUGCUAUUGAUAAACAGCAAUCACAAAAAAAAGAAAUAAAAGUUUCGGAGAAAAGAAACUUCAAAACUUCUGUUCAGAUUGAACUUCAGGUCCCAAAACCAGAUGUAAAAAAUGUACCACAACUUUCUGUGCCUCAAGUACUGACCAAGGAAGACAAGUUGACUGUUCAGAACAGUUUGUCAAAAGAUGACUUAAACAAAUUAGAUUCCUUCAGAAGAAAAGAGGAAAUAGAAUUAGCACACUCACAAACAGCUGAAAAUUGUGUGGUAAAAUGCUGUAAUUUAGAAGAAGAUACCUCUAAACUUUCUAUGGCAGGACUUCCUACUUCACAGUUGCCUAAAUCACAAAAUGAAGUGGGCAACCAAUACUUGCAAGCUGAGAAUUCUGAUAAAACUUUAACUAAAACAUCAACUGUUUCUGACCACGGUAAGGUUUCUGACCAUGUACAAUGGUUCAACAAGCUUUCAUUAAAUGAUUCAAGUUCUGCAAGCAAAACUAAACCACCUCUUAAGUUUCAGCGUACUCCUGUUAGACAGUCUGUAAGAAGAAUUAAUUCCUUAUUGGAGGCUAACAGACAAUCUGUAAGCUCUCAGCUGCUUAAAGCAAGUGAUGUUGGUUCACCGCUCGUUAAAUCUUUGAGCUAUGAUUCUGCACUAUUCUCCUGCACAGAAAAGCCCUCAAAGAAUUCCGUGGCUUUGUCACUCAGGAGUGAAAGUACAUAUGACCAAGUUUCUAUAUCUCAUAAGCAGCUAGACUUAACAUCCAAAUCGUGUUGCAGGCCAUUAAAUCUAUCAGACAAGCCUGAUGUUUCUAUCAGAACUGCUGGAAUCCACGAACAGAAAAUGACCGUUCAUUCAUCAAAGUCUGUUCUAGAAGAUCUAACCAAUCAUGAAACAGUGAAAUCCAGUUUAAAAGUUAAUGCAAAUAUAAAUAUUUCAGGUGCUGCCCUAGAAAAAUCUACACUCACAAGAAAUACUGCAGGAAAAGAAAGAGUUCGUUAUAGAGGCUCUCCAAAGAAUCCAAUAUCUAAAGUGAAACUGCUACCAACUGCAAAACCAGUAGACUUGUAA